AAGUUUAUUUUGUGUCUGAAUGUUAUUUUAAUUCAGUAUCAGUUGUGGAGAUCAGAUUGAUCAGAUUCACCUCUGCAGCUCCAUCAUGGAUCAAACACAAACAUCUCCAGGAUGCAGUUCAGAUCAUCAGAAGAGAUCAGAUUCAGAGUUCAGUUGUGUGUCUAUGAAGAGUGACGUGUCUAUGAAUCCACCAAUAGAGUUUAAGAGUGAAGAUACACGGUCUGAUAGAAGUUCAGAUCAUCAGAAGAGAUCAGAUUCAGAGUUCAGUUGUGUGUCUAUGAAGAGUGAUCGGUCUAUGCCUGAGCCAAUAACAUUUAAGAGUGAAGAAACACAGCCUGCACACAGACGAAUCAUAACAGAACCCGACUGUAAGGGGAGGAAGAUUGAGCAAUUUGGGAAUCAACUACAAGACUUCAAUAAAAACAUGAGUCCUCAUUUCAGUCAUGAGUCUAAUCUUACUGAAGUCCUGAACACAUUCAGAUCAAAUCUGAGGAAGAAGUUUGAGUGUUUGUAUGAGGUUACAUCAAAUAAGAGAAACCCAACACUACUGAAUGAGAUCUACACAGAGCUCUACAUCACAGAGAGUGAAAGUGGAGAGAUCAGUAAUGAACAUGAGGUGAGACAGAUUGAGACACAAUCCAGAAGAACAACAACAGAGGAGACACCAAUCAAAUGUAAUGACAUCUUUAAACCUUUACCUGAACAAGACAAACACAUCAGAAGUGUGCUGACAAAGGGAGUCGCUGGCAUUGGAAAAACAGUCUCUGUACAGAAGUUCAUUCUGGACUGGGCUGAAGAGAAAGAGAAUCAGGACGUCCACCUCAUAUUUCCACUUCCUUUCAGAGAGAUCAAUUUGAUGAAGGACAAAACACUCAGUCUUUUAGAUCUUCUUCAUCUUUUCUUCCCACAAACAAAAGAAAUGGAAAUCUUCAGUGAUAAAAAAAAUAAAGUAUUGUUCAUCUUUGAUGGUUUGGAUGAGUGUCGUCUGUCUCUGGAUUUUAAAAGCAAAGUGAAGUUGUGUGAUGUAAGUGAAUCAACCUCAGUGGACGUGAUGCUGACAAACCUCAUCAAGGGGAAUCUGUUUCCCUCUGCUCUCAUCUGGAUCACCUCCAGACCAGCAGCAGCUGAUCUCAUCCCCUCUGAGUGUGUUGAUCGAGUCACAGAGGUACGAGGAUUCACUGAUCCACAGAAGGAGGAAUACUUCAGGAAGAGAAUCAGUGAUGAGAGGCUGGCCAGGAGAAUCAUCUCACACCUGAAGUCAUCCAGGAGUCUCUACAUCAUGUGUCACAUCCCAGUCUUCUGCUGGAUUUCAGUCACUGUUCUAGAGAGAAUGUUGAGUGAAGCAGAGAGAAGAGAGAUCCCCAAGACUCUCACUGAAAUGUACACACACUUCCUGAUCAUUCAGACAAACAUCAAACAUCAGAAGGACUAUGAGAAGAAAGAUGAAGAGAUGAUCUUCAAACUGGGGAAACUGGCUUUUGAGCAGCUUGUGAAAGGCAAUCUGAUCUUCUAUGAUGAAGACCUGAGAGAGUGUGACAUUGAUGUAGCAGAAGCAUCAGUGUACUCAGGAUUGUGUACUCAGAUCUUCAGAGAGGAGUUUGGUUUGUAUCAGGGGAAAGUUUACUGCUUUGUUCAUCUCAGCAUCCAGGAAUAUCUAGCAGCUCUUUAUGCUCACAUCUCCUUAACAAACAACAACAGACAUGUGUUUGAUCAAAGUACUAAACCAGGUCAUUUUUCAGAAUUUCCGCACAAAUUGAAAUGGUUAUCAUCAGAACAGGAUUCGUUAUCUGAGUUACAUCAGCGAGCUGUAAAUGAAUCUUUACAGAGUAAGAAUGGACAUCUGGAUCUUUUCCUGCGUUUUCUUCUGGGUCUUUCACUGGAGUCCAAUCAGAUUCUCUUACAGGAUCUACUGACACAGAUGAGAAGAUGCUCCUACAAGAAAGAGAAAACUGUUGAGUACAUUAAACAGAAGAUGAAUGAGAAUCUGUCUCCAGAGAAAUCCAUCAAUCUGAUUCACUGUCUGAAUGAACUGGGUGAUGAUUCACUGCUGCAGGAGAUUCAACGUUAUGUGAGAUCUUCAUCAGUAGGAAAGACCAAACUCUCCUCUUCACAGUGGGCAGCUUUAGUUUUUGUGUUGUUGAUGUCUGAGCAGCAUUUGGAUGAACUUGAUCUAAAUAAAUUUAUUGGAGAUAAAAAUACAGCAGAUGAAGUUCUUGUGAGACUGCAGCUUGUGAUUAAAGAAACAAAAAAACUCAAGUUGUGGAGUUGUGAUAUCACAGAUGAAGGUUGUGUUGCUCUGACUUCAGCUCUGAGAUCAAACCCAUCACACCUGAGAGAUCUGGAUCUGUCUUAUAAUAAACUCACAGAUUCAGGAGUGAAGCUGAUCUCUGAUGUACUGAAGAAUCCUGACUGUAAACUGAAGAAACUGAAGUUGUGGAGGUGUGAUAUCACAGAUGAAGGUUGUGUUGCUCUGACUUCAGCUCUGAGAUCAAACCCAUCACACCUGAGAGAACUGGAUCUGUCUGACAAUAAACUCACAGAUUCAGGAGUGAAGCUGAUCUCUGAUCUAAAAGAUGAUCCACAUUAUAAACUAAAGACAGUACGGGCUUUUCCACAGUUUACAUUUAAUUUUAAGAUGUAAAGAUGUCUGAUCUUCAGUAUGAUCUGAUGGUGAAUAACACGACACAAUAGUGACAUCACUUCCUCUUAACCGUAUGAGUUGAUUAUUCAGUACAGGAUCUGAUCUGUGACUUUAUCUAAAUCUGACUUUGAAGUGUUGGAGGUAAAUCCUCAUCCUAACUCAGCUUCUGUCUACACAUUUCCUAUAAGAGCGAAGAGGUCUUUCCAGAUGUGAAAGCUGCUCAUUUAGACGCUAAUCCUCCUCCAUACCAACAGAGAUGAAGGCUUUUGAUGUGAGCACUGAUAACAAUACAGAUGAUCUCUCUCCUCUUUAGUUUCCAAACUUUGAUUUGUCUGAUCACAGAACAGUUUUGUCUCAGUCCAUUUGAAAUCAGACAGAAGAGCAUUUCUGGAUCUUGUUUUCAUUGGGCUUCUUCUUUGCAUGAUAAAGCUUUAAGCAGCAUUUGUGGAUGAUAAAGUGAAUUGUGUUAACAGACAGUGAUUUCUGGAGGUGUUUCUGAUCUCAUGCAGUGAUUUUCAGGACUGAAUCAGGUCUGUGUUUCAUUCAGUGAGGACAUCACAGACAUCUAAUAUUGAUUUUACUCCCUCACACACAGAGAUUGUUUGAAUAUUUUGAUGAUAUUAUUAGUAGAUCAGUGUCCUCCCUUCAUAAUGUUUUAAAACACCUGAUUCAACUCAUCAGACUCCUUCCAGAAUGAUUGAAAUGUCUCCAUAAUGAAAACAUCAACAAGAUGAUGAGUUCAAUCUGCUGUUUUAUCUCCUUUCUACUCUGUUGUAUUUGUCUUUUGUAUUUGUUAAGAUAAUAAAAGUUUAUUUUGUAUCUACUGUA
Molecule: messenger RNA, 3469 nt
Organism: Misgurnus anguillicaudatus (oriental weatherfish)
Lineage: Eukaryota; Metazoa; Chordata; Actinopteri; Cypriniformes; Cobitidae
Source: RefSeq, a predicted model, not a curated record